UCGUUCGUACGCUCUCAGUCGGCUGCAGACAUUCGAGACAAUAGCAUCGUAUCGCUAUUUUGCUCCCUGUACAUACAUACUAGUGAAGGUAUAAAAAAAAGUUUAACUGUAUAUAAAGCAAAGUACCACACACAGUCGACUAGCAGCAGCGAGAAGCAAAACACACGAGUAAAUAAUACACACACAUAAAAAAGAAGUGAACCAGAGCGAGAGUCGACUCGCGUUCGGAAGUGAUAUCGUAAUUUGUGAUGUUUUAAAUACAUACUAAGUGGAACAAUAGUAUCUUCAAUUGGAGGCAGAUUAGUUCGGUUAAAUCGAACUGAAACAGUGAGAUUCAGCAUUUUACUGUUUAUUUUCGCAUAGUAGGCCGACUGGGUCAGCCACAAAUACGCAGAAUCGGUAGCACUCAUACCAAAAAAACGAGGGCAACAAGACAUCGUCAGCAACUCUGUCCAUCCUGGUUCCAGAUUUCAAGCCAAGGGGUGUGCGCUAUCUGUUAUUAGCGAACAACUCCGGGAAUAGUAGAGUACAUCCGCGCACCUACACACUCAAAUCGUCGUCUACGAGGAUUUUGAUAACUGCACCAGGAAAGGCAGUGUGUAUUCCUGUGUACGCCACCCAUCGUACGAAAUAAGAGAAUUUAAUUGAUCGGAGCUGUGGACCGUCGCCUACGUGCAGCGAGGAAGAGUAGAAGCAGCGAAAACAAUAACACCAUUUUCCCCAUUUAUUUUCUUCGCCCGUUGCUGCUAUCGUUCGUGGGAGGAAACCGAGAGGCGCCCACACGUUGCGGUUGUCAGAAGCAGAAAAAAGUGCAAUUCCCGUUUGUCGAGCGCGAAGUUCGGAGGCUAACCUACCUGCCCUGUUUGUAAAUCACUGCAGUUGUCGUGUGUGUGAUUGAAGAUCUCAACCCGUUUGUGAGUGGAAGAAUCGUGAAGCGAGCUGGCAGAAAUCAAUACGGAAGCUGCUUUCACCUUUCUUUGUGUUUGAUUCGUAAGAGGCGAUAAUUCAACGUCGACCGUUCCCGAUAUAGAGUGUGGCGGUGAACCUAGCAGCGGAAUAUAUCAGUGAGAAGAAUUUCAAACCGUUACUCGGUCCGGCUCGGUGUGUUACUGGUGCGACUCUGGCAGUUGUAGGUAAACAGAGCGAGAGUCGUCCGGCAAAGGGUUUCCGUGAGUGAGGCUAGUGUUUUUUUUUUGUUUGUGUGACGAACGAGUAACAAAGUCCGGGUCCGUUGUGUUUCGUCAACGUUGCAAUAAUUGAAAACAACAAGCAACAGGAACAACCUCCGGUGGUGGUUGCAAGCAGUAGCACAACAGCAACAAUGCCCAGCAAGCAGACGAACGAUGUACUAGCGGUGGAAGAGCUGGUACACGAAAUCCGUGAAAAUCUCCGCCUGAAAGCCAAACCUGCCCACCAGCCAACGCGAAGCUCGCGACCUUCGCCCUACCAUAUACCAUGCCGGUCGUGGUCGGAACCGGUCGUGGGCAGUACUGGGAGCGAGAAACGACCGCUCAAGUCCUGCAAGAAGCAGGAGGAGGCAACGAUAGACGAUCCGUACGAGUUCCUGCAGACCCUGCUGAAAAACAACAACCUGGUGAAGGAAGCGGUACGAAGGUUACAGCACGGGUUGUCCCCGAAGCAGCGAUACUUCUACGAGAGCGACGAGGAGUCCCGCUCGCCGAUCGUGGUGAUGUGUCAGCUGGAGUCCUAAGUUUCUUUUAGUUGUAAUUUAUUAUUCUUACCCGAUAAGUAAACGGAUGUAGUUUUUAGAAUGAAUGUUGUUUGUUGAGCGCGCAAUGAGCAAAAGAAAAAGAAGAAACACGUCUAGUUCUAGGGCAGACUUGGUGUGUCAACAGAUUCGGUUCGCUGGUAUGAACGUGCAGGUGGAUGAGUUACGGUGUAAAUUAAGUUAUUUAUUGUAGAACCAACCAAUUUACGUCUGAUUACAAAACAAUAGGAAGAAAGUUUAGUUUUUGAUUUCGAACAAAAAAACGUUGCUACACGUACAAAUUUAACACGGAUUAAUAGAAUUCUUGAGCCGAUAGGCUAUUUUUUCGCGAGUGUAUUAUUAGUGUUGUAAGCAAAUCUCGCGAGCGGUGAAAGUUUCAGUUCUUUUCCUCCAUGGCAGUCAUACUUAUGGCGUAAAUCUAUUGCUCCAGAAGGCCGCCUUGCAGAUACAUAUUUUUCAAUGAUAGAGUCAAUCAAGCUAGCAUCAGUUCGAACCUCACUAAUUGUACUACCACGCGUAGUAGGCAAGGUUUUAUUUUGGUCGGUUGAAGAAUGAAACGUUCUAGAAAAUCGAUAGCGGCAGACACGCAUACCAACCACCACUACACAUGCACACUGUUGCUGUUGUGUUCGGGGUGUUGCCCGACCGAAAGCUCCAUUCUUCAGCCUGAGUAAAACUUGCCUCCAGCAGUGGUACUGUUACUGUGUGUGUGAGUGCGAUGCCGUUAAAAGGACCCCCCAUUCGAAGUGUACUAGGCUUUGGUACGUCUGACCUUUGCGUGUGAAUGGUGUGAUCCAAUCCAAUGUCCCUCGAAUAUAGAAAAAACAAGAAAAAAAAGAUGAUGCAAUAAUUGAUCGCGUUCGAUAAUCCACGAUUGUUUGAUGAGUAAUGAAAUAGUGACGUAUUCGAAUGACGAAGAUUUCCAAAAGAUCAUCUAAAUUUUGUGGAGAAAAAUGGAAAUCUUUUUCUCCGGUUAGGAAAAACCUAUAAAAUCCAAGCAAGCGCCAAUGCCAUGCAGUAAUAUUGUUUCUCGCACGCAUUCACAAAACAAAACCGCGCAAAACAUUCAAAAUGGCCGCCGUUUAUUUACGUUUAUAAUAGGUACAAGGUACGCGCUAGGCAAGGCAGAGAGAAAUGAAAACAUGUCGAUUGCGCGCACCUUAGACGAAGGCAAGCAAACUUUCGCUUCGGAGACUGCGAGCGGUUAGUAGGACGAACUAUAAACACUAAAAAUCAAAUGGAACUGAGCUGGGGCCGUGGCAAGGAAAUUAUUCAUCCGAUGUUUAUUCAUCCGCCACAAUAUUUUGUUCCGAGGAAUUCUCAUUUGUUUUGUGAAUUGCUUCUUCCCACCGCACAUUUCCAAGCGGCAAAGGACAGAAGGUCACCUUCUGGAAUCUUACGCCAGUGUGGUUGAUGUUAAAUUUGAAGCUUGGUUUUCUUGAUAAUAUAGGUAGAUUAAGGAAUAACAUUUUAGGCGUAGCAUUUCCUCACUGGUUAGGUAAUAACAUUCUCGGUUGUCCGCCGAGGACCGAAUAUUUGGUUGCAAAUUUGAUGAAUAGAUUUGUUUCUUUUUUAUUCGACGGAUUCGGUGAUUUAUUUCUUUUCUCGUUUCAUUUUAUUUACCUGACAAUGUUAUUCACUAGAUACGAUUAGGAACACACUCACAAGCAAAUGGUAGAAGGUAACACAAACGAAUAUAGUUUUUUACGACCUUCAGUUAGUGGCUGUGCUUUCUCCGCUUUCAAAAGACUGAUAAUAAGCUUAUAGAUGCCCUGUUUACUGACAUUCGUGGAAAAAGUUUUCAAACCGAAAGUUAACAACCUACUCCAUGGGUUCUCUUUUGUUGGAAAAUCUUUUCCACGGACAGAAAACGAUAAUAGUUGAGUUACUAGGAGGAAAAAAAGGAAGCCAAGCUAAAAAUGUUUAAAAAUAUUUUCUUUCUCACAAAACAAAAGGAAGGAAUCGAAGUUGUUUUUGUCAACGGAGGAAAAUCAUUGAUUUUAUGCCACUCACAGACAAACCAAACGCAUCGAAAUGUGUGCUUGUAAAUUCGCACGUGUGGUUUAGGUAGGUUUCUAACGAAAUAUUACAAUUUUGAAAUUUUCUCUACCCGUGUAUUGAAAGUUUUAACCUAGCUCUUUUUACGUCGCACCCUCGAAAUCCAACACACUAAACUUCUCCCUCUAGAGACCUAUCCAACGAUCAGACUGUUUAGGAAUUUAACUUGUUAGAUGAAACCAAAAGGCGUGUGUAUCUCAAAAUUAUUUCAUAUGCAUAUUACCAAACUAAACUUUCGUAACCCUUUUGUACGUUUUGUAGUCCCCAACAAACGCAUAUAGUAUACUAGCCAGAAUCGAUUUAGUUUCCUGUUUAAUCUUGUGUUGGCUCCUGUUUUUUGUAUUGUUCUUCUUCCGCUAUUUUUUUCUUAUUGUAGAGGAAAUAAAGCACAGAGGAAAAGGCAAAUAUAUUAAAACUAAACAAAUUAAAAGCAAUCCGUUUUAGGAUUUUUCAAUUGAAGACGAGAAAAAAAAUAGAAAGAAAUAUUUUUCUGUCCACAAAGUAAAUAAGCCGACAAAAAAAUCCAAAGUAUCAGUUUCCAGCUGAUGGUUUCGUUGAAACAAGAAUGAACUGAUUUAUGUUUUCUUUUUCUGUGGAAAAGCAACAAAUACUCUUUAACAUACAGUUCCGAUUUGCACCCAACAUCCAUACUGUCCUCGAAAAUAGUUCUUGAUUACUAAAAUAAAAAAAAAUAAAAGCAGUGCUUACGCUUAUCCUAAUCAUGUAUCGAUUGUUUUGCAUGAACUUUUUUUCCCGAUGUAAAAAUAUGUCACCCUAGCGCAGUAGAACAUACUGAACAUGUGAAUGAUAAAAGUUAAAAUGCUUAAAAUGAAUGAUUUAGAAUAGAUCUUUUAGUCUCGGUGUGUAGUUGUAAAUGAAUUAAUAAAAGAUUACAGAAGUAAUUGAAAAAAACACGAAAAGCCAUUUUGCAGUUUUCAAACUUGAAUAAAAAAAGCAAAUCUAUAUGUGGAAUCCAAAAAGAAGAACUAACACAACUCAAAUUCCGUUCCGUCAAAAAAUAUAUGCAACACACACAAAUUUUACCGUGUCAGAUCUUCGCAACUAUGUAUACAGAAAAGCAUAAGAGAAAAAUAAACAAAAAAAGAACCGUUAAUACCUAGAGCUGCAGCAAGCGAAACACACGUGUAUAGUUCAACCGUUGGUCUCUUUCUAUUAAAAAAAAACAA
This is a messenger RNA of Topomyia yanbarensis, 4974 nucleotides long. RefSeq lists its product as uncharacterized. Gene Ontology annotation, cellular component: cytoplasm. The coding region runs from base 1322 to 1711 and encodes 129 amino acids. The transcript has a single exon. NCBI's taxonomy places the organism in Eukaryota, Metazoa, Arthropoda, Insecta, Diptera, Culicidae. The record is from RefSeq and is a predicted model, not a curated record.